This is a messenger RNA of Ostrinia nubilalis (European corn borer), 2675 nucleotides long. RefSeq lists its product as uncharacterized. NCBI's taxonomy places the organism in Eukaryota, Metazoa, Arthropoda, Insecta, Lepidoptera, Crambidae. The transcript has 14 exons. Bases 106 to 1665 code for a protein of 519 amino acids. The record is from RefSeq and is a predicted model, not a curated record.
CGCACGCGCACGACGCCGCGCCACCGCUCUCGCGCCGCGAUCCAAAUUCAAAGUUUGACGGUUCAGUGCAAGGUGUAUGACAGUGAAUAGUGCUAAACACGCAAAAUGGUGAAUAAAGUUAGGUUACUCGCCACGGCUUUAUUGCUACUAUUAACAAAAGAUGUGCAGUCAGUGGAAAAGCAUAUAAUUGAGACGUCAGCGGAGUCGGCUGACUUGUCCACGGAGGUGUCAGUGGUUUCCGUGGCCAGCUCCUCCUCAUCAUCAGCUGAGUUACGCGAAGGGUCAGGAGAAGACCCUCCAGAUCCUAUACCGUCGAUAGGGAUAGUCAAGAAUGAAACUAGAGAGGCGUUGAAAACCGACGGAACUGAACAAGAUCCGGUGGUGUUCCUCUCUGAGAAGAACAGCUACAUACCCGUGAGCAUCAAGCCGCGCUCCCCCGCCGUGGACAGCGCGUGGAGAGAGCCUCCUGCCUGGGAGAGAGAGUACCGCCGCCACAGGACCAACGGCAGCAGAGUCCAAUAUAUUGAAGCUGAGUGCCAGGAUGACUUUAUGAAGAUCAGAGUCGGAUUCAAUGGCUCUUUUGCUGGAUUAGUGUAUUCUGCAGGAUACUCAUAUGAUCCGGACUGCAUGUACAUCAAUGGAACUGGCCGCGACUACUACGAGUUCUACAUCCAGCUCAACCGUUGCGGGACCCUGGGCCGGAACAGCCAGCACGACGACAAUAGGAAACAUCCUACGAAGAACCUGAUGUGGAACACCAUCACGGUGCAGUACAACCCGCUCAUCGAGGAGGAGCUGGACGAGCACUUCAAGGUCACCUGCGAGUACGGGUACGACUUCUGGAAGACCGUCACCUUUCCCUUCCUGGAUGUUGAGGUAGCAACCGGCAACCCGGUAGUAUUCACACUCCAACCACCUGAAUGUUAUAUGGAGAUCAGGUCGGGCUACGGGGCCGGCGGCGCGCGAGUCUCCGGCCCGGUCAGGGUUGGCGACCCGCUCACGUUGCUCAUCUACAUGAGGAGUGCUUAUGACGGAUUCGAUAUUGUGGUGAACGACUGCUUCGCCCAUAACGGUGCAACCAAGCGGAUACAACUCAUUGACGAGUACGGAUGUCCAGUGGACGACAAGUUGAUAUCCCGAUUCCGAGGUUCGUGGUCCGAGUCGGGCGUGUUCGAGACGCAAGUGUAUGCCUACAUGAAAACGUUCCGAUUUACGGGCUCACCGGCUCUGUACAUCGAGUGUGACGUCAGAAUGUGCCAUGGGAGGUGUCCUUCCCAGCCCUGCCACUGGCGGAACAUGAAGAGCGUCCGCCGGCGGUCUGUGGAAUCGGAGUCAGCGAGCGUGGCGCCGCGCUUCGUCAGCCGGCGGUCUGUGGAAUCGGAGUCGGCGAGCGUGGCGCCGCGCCUGUCGGAGAAUAUCUCGCUGUUCCAGUCGCUAAGAGUGCUGCAGGAAGGCGAGGAGGAUUCGGAGCUCGCUGCUAGCACAGCGGUAGCCGAAGGCCAAACUUGCAUGAAGACCUCAGCGCUAUCGGCGCUAGUAGCGUCAUGCGGCGCGCUAGUAGCGGCAUUAUGCGGCGCGCUAUUGGUCGCAGCGCGCGGCUGGCGGCGCUCGAACAACGCUACGCCACACCACGCGUACGUGCCGCAUAAGGGACGGAUCAAAUAAAGUAAAAAAGUUGGUUUUUGAGACUGACUUAUAAACUGCACCGCGUGAUGCAAAAGCCUCAAAUCGUAGUUUUCAAAACCUAAUUCUCUUGGGCCCUUUUAGGGCACUCACCGUUUAUUGCUAAGGUUAAUACUGGUUAUUAAACUUGAAAAUAGUUUACUUCUACCUAUAUGGAUUUUCCAACGGCUACCAGGGUUGAGUUUUGUAGUGUCGUAAAUCCAUCGAGGUAUAAAAAUCAGAAAAGGUUAGCCCAAUCAUCUACAAGUUAAAAUUAGUCUAAACCUUACAUUGUGGUUAGUUUAACUUCUUAACUUUAGUAUGCAUCAAACGAAAUAAAAAUUCUGGCUUUGGCUGGAAAAAUGAUUUGAUUAUAAUAAUUUAGCUGGGAGUAGGUACCAUACAACUACAAGUGCGGUGAUUUUUAGUUUGAGAUUAUGGAUCUAAUACUCUGUUGAGAAACCUUGAAAUCUUAGAUUUUAAUCAUCUAAUAAUCUUAUUCGUACAAAGAUAUGGUAUUGAAAUUAAUUUAUAGAUAAAUAAGUGAACUAUCUUAGAAAUUUAAUGGAACGAUUGUUUGGGCCCAGUUCCAAGAUUUCUAAUGAUAUCUCAAUAACUAGUUAGUUUUCAAGGUUUAUUACUUUAAAGGUAUCUUUAGUUUAGAAACGUGGAAAUGAUUAAAAACAUGGAAGACGAAUUGAGAGGACUCGUAUUUUAUAAAAAUACGUCUCCUCCUUUUUGUCAAACAUUUACUCAUUACAAGUUACUUCCCAAUAUUGUGAUAAAAUCAGUUUAAAAUAAGUGUAAUUUUAAGUUUAAUUUAUUUAUGACAACGAUUAAUUUAGUGAAAUAGACCAAUUACUAAUAUCAACACCUAAUUUAAGAGGUUUUUGGUUUGGAAUUAAUUUCUAUACUUAAAACCUAAUUUUACGAAGUACUUUGAUAAAUUUUUCAGUUGAAAGUUCAAAUCUGUAAAUAUUAUUUAAGUUUAGUGUUAUUUGCUAGAUAAUAAU